GAGGGGAAAAUGUCAAAUCAACGUACAUAAAGGCUGGAUUUAAUAAAAGUGUGUGAGACAGUGAAAGCAUCAUCACGGGGACUCGGUCGCUCCGUGCAGCUGAGCAGGCGACUUCUGGUGGACAGCCUCCUCCUCCAUGUAGACACACAGAGGUCGCAGAGAAGAAACCCACCGCUUCAGCUUGCUCUCCGACAGCCUCCAUGUAGCUUCACUCGACUCUGUCAAAGCUGCAAAAUGAAACGAAGAGGAAAUAAUGAGUGAAAACACCUGGGUGCGGCGUACUUCACGUGAAAAGCUUUCGCACAGCCGGAGGUCGAUUUUUGCCUUUUGUAUUUCCUUGCUGAAUGUCGUGGACAUUUUGGAUUUUUAAUGCUCUGUGUCGUCAAGUCUUAACAGCCGAGGACCAUUUUUCUCUUGUCUUCAUCUUCGGUUAGUUUGUUUGAGUCAGUCCGUACUUUUAAAACAACUGAGGACGACGUCGUUAAACUACUUGGCUCGCCGAUGAGAAUGUGCGUACUGGGCCAGCCUCGAGUUGCUCUUUAAGGGGGCAACGUUAGCUAGCUGCUAGCACUAGCAAACCCCCUAUUGAACUACCCUCAAGCAAAUCUUCUGAAGCGAGCUCAUGCUCACGUCUCGACAUAUUUUUUGGAUAGUAUCACCCUGUCUGUCACCUGGACAUCAUUAAAUGAGACGCUGACUCGACAGAAAUUCAGAUAAGCAAAUUGUUGCUGUUGGAUCUACCAUCUGACAUCCACUGGGAUCCAGGCGCUUGAGUCCUAAAUGACAAGUGCCUGAGGAUGUCCAAGCGGAGCUUGUUUGUUCGUCUGGUGCCGUGCCGCUGCUUGCGGGGUGAGGAGGAGGCAGUAACAUCGCUGGACUACUCCCACUGCAGCCUGGAGACUGUUCCUAAGGAGAUCUUUAGCUUUGAGAAGACCCUGCAGGAACUCUACCUCGAUGCCAACCAAAUCGAGGAGCUGCCUAAACAACUGUUUAACUGCCAGUUACUCCACCGACUGAGCAUGCCAGAUAAUGACCUUACAGUGUUGCCAGCAGCGAUUGCAAACCUCAUCAAUCUCAGGGAGCUUGAUGUCAGCAAAAACAGUAUCCAGGAGUUUCCAGAAAACAUUAAGAACUGCAAAGUCCUAGCUAUUGUAGAAGCCAGUGUGAAUCCCAUAUCCAAGCUCCCAGAGGGCUUCACUCAGCUUCUGAGUCUGACGCAGCUCUACCUGAAUGAUGCCUUCCUGGAGUUCUUACCAGCCAGCUUUGGCAGGUUGACUAAACUACAGAUCCUGGAGCUGAGGGAGAACCAGUUAAAGAUGUUGCCAAAAAGCAUGCAGAAGCUCACACAGCUGGAGAGGUUGGACCUGGGGAGUAAUGAGUUCACUGAAGUGCCUGAGGUGUUGGAGCAGCUGACUGGAAUCAAGGAGCUGUGGAUGGACGGGAACAGACUGACGUUUUUACCUGGGAUGCUGGGGAUGCUCAAACAGCUGGUGUACCUGGAUGUGUCCAAGAACAACUUAGAGAUGGUGGAUGAGCAAAUCUGCGGCUGUGAGAGUCUGCAGGACCUUCUGCUUUCUAACAAUGCCCUCACACAGCUGCCGGGCUCCAUCGGCUCACUGAAGAAACUGACUGCACUGAAAGUGGAUGAGAACCAGCUGAUGUACCUGCCAGACUCAGUCGGAGGGCUGACAGCACUGGAUGAGCUGGACUGCAGUUUCAAUGAGAUCGAAGCCCUGCCCUCGUCCAUCGGCCAGUGUGUCAGCAUCCGCACCUUCGCUGCAGAUCAUAACUUCCUCACCAUGCUUCCCCCUGAGAUGGGCAACUGGAAGAAUGCAACUGUGCUGUUCCUACAUUCCAACAAGCUGGAGACUUUGCCUGAAGAGAUGGGCGACAUGCAGAAGCUUAAGGUUAUCAACCUCAGCAACAACAAGUUGAGGAAUCUUCCCUACAGUUUCACUAAACUGAACCAGAUGACUGCAAUGUGGCUGUCUGAAAAUCAGUCAAAGCCCCUGAUCCCUCUCCAGAAGGAGGAGGAUCCAGAGACACACAAAACCGUGCUGACCAACUACAUGUUCCCGCAGCAAACCAGGACUGAGGAGUACAUCCCCAACUCCGACUCUGAGAGCUUCAAUCCAGCUCUGUGGGAGGAACAGCGCAAGCACCGAGCUCAGGUGGCCUUUGAGUGCGACGAGGACAAAGAUGAGAGAGAAACACCCCCGAGGGAGGGAAACCUUAAGCGAUACCCUACACCAUACCCAGACGAGCUGAAGAACAUGGUGAAGACAGCGCAGUCUGUGGCUCACAGGCUGAAGGAGGACGAGUCAAGUGAUGAGUCGGGGAAAGAAGCAAAACCAGUUGAGAGGAACCACAUUGGAGUACAGGACGUGGGAGUUAAGGUGAUCGAAGCUCCCUGUCCUAAUGGCAUGCCAUCAGACGUGGAGGCCCAAUUAUCUACCAACGCAUUCACCCAAAACUCCUCUGCGACGGAAUCGAAAGACACUUCAGAGUCUUACAGUUCCCAGACAGUCGCAGUCAAAUCUUCAGCGGGCUCCAUGAUGAACCACGAGGACACACUGGAGGAUUCUGAUGAGCUGUCUGAUGAAGAGGAGGAGAUGAAAAUUGCGGAGAUGAGACCCCCUCUUAUCGAGAUCUCCAUCAACCAGCCUAAAGUAGUGACUCUGAGUAAGGAUAAAAAAGACGAUGCAGACUCUUUGCUGGAUGACACUGUGGCCAACAGCAACCAGAACAACAGUAACUGUUCGUCGCCGUCACGCAUGUCUGACUCAGUGUCUCUGACCACAGACAGCAGUCAGGACAACUCUCUGUGCACCCCCGAGAGGGAGGCGAAGAUGCCCUUCCUACCAAAAAGGCAAGAGGAUGAGAAUAUGAACCAGCCGAAAGACACCACCCCUCUCCUCCAUAACGGUAACGGCUCUGAGACGUCCCUUCAGGCGCUUUUGAAAACCCAGCAGACCCCACCAGAGAAAAUGGGGGACUACGACCUGUCCAUGGAAGCCAGGCUGGCUUUCAUCGAGAAGGGAAUUAACAACGGCAUGGGAGAAACUUACACCAAGUGGGACCAGAUCAAUAUGAACGUGUCCAAGUUGCAGACCGACAACAUGGUCCAGCUGGACGAGGUGGACAAAACCAAGAAUGGCUCAGUAACCCCGCAGGACUUAGACAGCAAGCAGGGUUUUGGCAACAACAACAUGGAGCAUUUUCUGAAUGGAAACCAGCAGGUCAGUGACUGCAUCAAUAGCGUGGGCAACAAAAGCCAAGCAAUGAGAGUAGAGACAUCUGCUGUGCAUGUGGCCUCGACAGGCGUGACAGCCAGCAGUGACAUGUCUCUGUCUCGCAGCACAGAGGAACUGUCUCCGGAUAAAAGGUGCCAUCCCCCGCAGGUGAUGAAGUCUCACAGUGUCAGCAACAUAGAAACGGGGGGGAUGAAGCUAUACUCUUUUGACGGGGAUGAUGACUCCUACGACACAGCAGGGAUGACGAGGAUGGCCGGAGCCGGCCCGGGGCCAGGAGCUCAGGGCCAGAGCAUAGUCAGGAGCAAAUCUGCCAGUCAGUUACUGAAUGAUCAGAGUCUCCAGAUCUACCCCGGCUCCUCUGCAUCCUCCUCAGACCUGCUCUCCUCCUCUAAGCCUCCUGCCAGCACUGGAAGGUAUCCCGUGUCCUCCAGCAUGGCCAUGGGCAUCCCCCCUCCUCAAUACAACAUACAGUACACAAGCAGUGCCAUGCCGAAAGACGGCCUCUGGGCCCAGAGGACGCCCAUGCCUCCAGAGCACCAAGGCUACCUCCCCCCUCCUCCACACUCGCUAGCCAACACCAACUAUUCCAACCGUAAUCAAGCACCUCCUUACCCUCUGCAGCCCCAGCAGAGGGGGCCUCCCAUGGCUCCCAAACCUUCUGGGGACAUGUGGGCUAAAGAGAGACUUCAUUCUACAGGAGGCCAGGCAAGGAGCAGCUCUCUGCAGAGGCAAAGCAGCACCGCCUCCACAGCCUCCAUGGGUGACCCGAGGCGCAUACAGGUGCCUGAAGGGGAGUACAUGACAUACAGGGACAUUCACACCCUCGCCAGGGGGCCGCUGGCAAUGAGCCAGGCCAUGCAGAGGCCCCUCUCAGCUCGCACUUACAGCAUCGACGUACCUGGAGGUUCCAGGCCUCUCGGUGCCAGGCCGCAGCCCCACGAGCUCCCAGAGAGGACCAUGUCUGUCAGCGAUUUUAACUACCAGCAAAGCAGCCCCAGCAAGAGGCCCAACACCAGGGUGAAGUCUGAGCACUCGCUGCUGGACGGGCCGGGACAGGUGUCAGGAGGAGUGGGAGCUGGAAGGGUGCCAGCUGACUGGAGAGACCAGGUGAUGCGGCACAUCGAGGCCAAGAAAAUGGAAAAGGAUGAUGCGUUUCCCCAAGGGCAGCAGGGCUACACCAUGGAUCCCCACAGAAAAGUGCCUUUGAUGAACGGUCAGAUGGGCCCUUCUGUUCGUCCUCAGGUGAGCCAGACGUCCAUGGCCCGCCAUCCUUCCAGAGAGCAGCUCAUCGAUUACCUGAUGCUCAAAGUCUCCCAUCAGCCCCAGGGGCCCCCGCGCAUCCCACACGACACGCUGCAGCAAGAGAUUCGUGUGAAAGUAGAGAAGAAUCCAGAGCUGGGUUUCAGUAUAUCAGGAGGAGUGGGAGGUCGGGGAAAUCCCUUUCGUCCAGAUGACAAUGGUAUAUUUGUGACAAGGGUCCAACCUGAGGGGCCGGCGUCCAUGAUUCUUCAGCCCGGAGAUAAAAUUAUCCAGGCAAAUGGAUACAGCUUUGUGAAUAUCGAUCAUGGGAAUGCAGUGUCCCUCCUGAAGACGUUUCCAAACACUGUGGAUUUGACUAUCAUAAGAGAAACGCAAGCAUAGACUCAACUGAAACUGACCUCUAAUGCGUUUGGGAGUUGGGGGAGGGUGGGGGGACACGAGAGGAGAGCCGAACACAGAAAUUGACGUUGACUCUCAUAUUUUUCUACACAGAGGAGACUGACCUGUUGAUACCUGUUGGGACUAUUUAUAGUAGAGAUCUUCAUAGCCUUGAAUAAACGGGGAGAACCACUGAAUGUAGUGGAUCAAAGCGUGACGGCAGCAAACCUCUGCAAGUACGAGUCCUCAAAAGGCCAUCACUGUGGUAUAUAUAUUUUUAUACAAAAGAAGCUGAAGAUAUGACCUGCUCUGAUGCAAAUAAUUACUGUGGUCUCUGUACAGAUCAUCUUUUUUUUUCAAAUCCUUUGUCACAUAUUAGGUUUUAUUUCAGCAGAUUGACAUGAAUCGACCACUUACGGGACGGAGCUCCCUCUCUUCAGUCAUCCAAUUUGCCUUUUUUCUUUUAAAAAAUUUUUUUAUUCAAGAUGUUGAAACCAUUUUCUGGUCUGCCAUGCGAUCUUUUGACGGAGGACAAUGUUACGUGCUUUUCAUGUGGAGACGAAUGUAGAUCAAGGAGGUGUUUGUUUUUGAUUUUUGGAGAGAGUUUUUUUCUCUCUUCUUGCGAGAUCGAAGAGUCGAAUUGAGGAGAUCAUCCACCCCUGCUUCCAUAAAACCUGUGAACACCCUCCAGUGUACACACGCUUCUGUCCUCAGCUCCGAUUUCCUCACAGCAACUACUCUGCAUAUCACCCAAUCACACCACUACCUGCGCUGUGCGGAGACAAUAUCAACAGCUUCUCACAUGUUGAAGAAAUGCAGUGUACAUGUGGACAUUCAUUGGCAUGGAAAAAUGGGAAGGAAAUUGAGAUAUUGGGGGAUAAUGUUUGCUCUGCCUUAAAUCUGUUUUGCCAGUCAGAAGCUUUUGUUGGAAGCCAGAGUUCGACAUAUUGGGAGAUACGCUCUUUCACUUUCAGGCGGAGUUUGAGAUUUGAAGAUUGAAGCAGUGGAAACUGUCAAUCAUCUCCACUUUUCAUAUCUUUUUUUCCCCACCUAGAAAGCAAAUUAUUCCCAAAAUAUCAGAACUCCUCCUUUAAGCGGAGAUAGAUAUGGCGGUUAUGCUAGUUAACCAAAGUAAGUUUGGAAAUUGUGGACAGGAGGCAAAAGCAGGAGACAACUUAAGAAAGAGAUUUGAAUAGGAACAGGUCAACGUUUCACUCAUGAAUUUUAUUUUUAAAGGGUAACUUGUGUAUCUUUCAACCUGGACCCCAUUUUCCCAUGUAUUUGUUUCCUUAAGAUACUAAUGGGAAUGAUUUUUGAAACUGGUCCACUAUUUAGGAAGAGUGCUGCAGCUGCCAGCAGUGAAAAAGAUUCAGAUGUUCACACCAUAAA
Messenger RNA from Plectropomus leopardus (leopard coralgrouper), 6281 nucleotides. It is a transcript of the gene erbin, whose product is annotated as erbb2 interacting protein. Gene Ontology annotation, biological process: receptor clustering; neurotransmitter receptor transport, endosome to postsynaptic membrane; cell-cell adhesion. The record is from RefSeq and is a predicted model, not a curated record. Gene Ontology annotation, molecular function: protein kinase binding. NCBI's taxonomy places the organism in Eukaryota, Metazoa, Chordata, Actinopteri, Perciformes, Serranidae. Gene Ontology annotation, cellular component: postsynaptic membrane; adherens junction; basolateral plasma membrane.